Molecule: messenger RNA, 1172 nt
Organism: Jaculus jaculus (lesser Egyptian jerboa)
Lineage: Eukaryota; Metazoa; Chordata; Mammalia; Rodentia; Dipodidae
Product: GDNF family receptor alpha-1-like
Exons: 7
Coding region: 1-1167 (388 amino acids)
Biological process (GO): nervous system development
Cellular component (GO): external side of plasma membrane; signaling receptor complex
Molecular function (GO): signaling receptor activity
Source: RefSeq, a predicted model, not a curated record
AUGUUCUCGGCUCUGUACCUCGUGCUGCCCCUGCUGGAAUUGCUCCUGUCAGCAGAGCUGAGCGGUGGGGACCGCGUGGACUGCAUGAAAGCCAAGGAACAGUGCUGGAAAGAGCGGGGCUGUCGCACCAACUACCGCAGGCUGAGGCAGUGCUUGGCGAGCAAGAAGACCGACUUGAACCUGGCAUCGGGCCUCGAGGCCACGGAUGAAUGCCAUAAUGCCGCAGAAGCCCUGAAGCAGACGUCUCUCUACAGCUGCUACUGUGAGCGUGGAACUGACGAGGAGAACUGUCUGCGCAUCUACUGGCGCAUGUAUCAGAGCCUGCAAGGAAAUGAUCAGCUCAAAGGUUCCCCAUAUGAACCCGUGAACAGCACACUGUCAGGUGUAUUGCCGGUGGUGCCAAUCCUGUCAGUUAAGCACAUUUCUGAAGAGAACAAUUGCCUGAAUGCGGCCAAUGCCUGUAAUCUCAAUGACACCUGCCAUAAGUAUAAGGCGGCCUUCGUCACGCCGUGUAUCACCAGCGUUUCUAACCAAGUCUGCAACCGCCACAGAUGCCACAGGGCCCUGAGGCAGUUCUUUGACCAGGUUCCUGCCAAGCUCAGUUACGGCAUGCUCUUCUGCUCCUGCCACAGCGUGGCCUGCAGGGAGCGACGGCGACAGACCAUCGUGCCUGCGUGCUCCUAUGAAGAGAGGAAGAGACCCAGCUGCUUGGCUUUGCGGGAGUCCUGCCAGAGGAACUACAUCUGCAGAGCUCGCCUUACAGUUUUUUUUACCAACUGCCAGCCUCAGUCAAGGUCUGUCACCAGCUGUCUUAAGGACUACGCUGACUGCCUCUUGGCCUACUCAGGGCUCAUUGGCACACUUAUGACCCCCAACUAUAUAGACUCCAGCAGCCUCAGUGUGGCCCCAUGGUGUGACUGUAGCAACAGUGGGGAUGAUCUGGAAGAGUGCUAUGAAUUUCUGAAUUUCUUCAAGAACAACAAGUGUCUUAAAAAUGCAAUUCAAGCUUUUGGCAAUGGCUCCAAUACUGCUACCAGCACAGCUUUCUGGGUCAAGAAGACUCUGGGACCAGCCGGGUCUGAAAAUGAAAUUCCCAAACACGUCUUACCACCUUGUGAAAAUUUACAAGUAAGAAGUGGGUUCAGAUUUUCCAGAGCUUACUUCUGAAGAGA